This is a messenger RNA of Lachancea meyersii CBS 8951, 1491 nucleotides long. NCBI's taxonomy places the organism in Eukaryota, Fungi, Ascomycota, Saccharomycetes, Saccharomycetales, Saccharomycetaceae. The record is from the annotation of a GenBank genome assembly.
AUGAGCUCCAGUCGAAUACAAGAUGGUAGGGAGGUCGAGAGGAAAAAAAAGUCCGAAGCAGAGCUUCAAAUGCACGAUUUUGGACAACAGACGUCGCACAGCUCGUCAUCGCCAGAAAGAUCGAGCAGUCGACCCAAGAGCAGUCGCAAAAGCACGGAAGGCACCAGAAAAAAGAUGCUAAAUCCUUAUGGACUCACGCCUUCGACGAUUCCGCCUUUUGCGCUGGACGAACAACUCAAGGCGCAAAGACGUCAAGGCACACAAAACCAGGGUCGGUCGUCACAGACUGCCGAAAACACUUACGAACAGCCCCAACAACAACAAAAACCGACAGACCGCUCUUGCAAAGAUCCGUUUCUGGUGUAUCACAACGAUAACUGGGACCAGUUCGUAGAAAACGUGGGCUCAAACGUCGCAUACCUGCACAAGGCGGUCGAUGCCCCAGAUGCGAGCAUUGCUGGCCACGAAAGAGCGGAAAUAGCAGGCCAAACCUCCAGUACAGCGUCAGAGACGGAUAAGUCGUCUUCGAGCGAGGAUUUGCGAGACAAGAAGGCCCCUGCGGCCAAGGCACACUCGCAGACCAACGAAAAACUGCCACCUCCAUUUCCUGCCGCCCCCAAAAACGUUUUUGCAGACCUUGACGGGUCGUGGGGCGGCAGCGAGAGGCUCAAUGCGAUUUUCAACGGCCCGCUGCUCGACAGCAACAAGUUUACGAACAACCAAGACCGGCAGGACUGGUCAGAAUACCUGGAGUCUGUAAAGGCGUUCUACUAUUGCGAGGAACCGCUGAAUCCGGACCUGGAGGCUGGCCUGCAGCGCGAGGGAGAGGCAUCGAACGGCGAGGGCGGCGAAAACAACAGAUUGCAGGCGUUUUUGGAGAAACAGAAGCUGGACUUCAAGCAGAAGCGGAAGCACUGGAGACAACUAGAGCGACAGAAGAAACAGAAGUGGCUCCCCACGCUCCGCAAGCUGAUGCUGGACAAUCAGUACUUGCCACUCGGGUUCCGCAUGUUUAUCGUGAUUCUCAGCAUUAUAGCGCUGGGCCUGGCAAUUCGGAUCUACCAAAAUUCAAGCUCGCGAGUCGAGGAAAUAGGCGAAUCGAUUCCCCAGCAGGCCAGCACUGUGAUGGCGAUUUCGGUCAACUCAAUUGCCGUAUUCUACCUGUUCUACAUCUCGUACGACGAGUUUUCGGGCAAACCUCUGGGACUGCGAAAUCCGUUUGGAAAGCUGCGGCUCAUUCUGCUGGAUCUGCUGUUCAUCAUUUUCUCCAGUGCCAACCUAGCAUUGACCUUCAACACCUUGUACGACGGGCAAUGGGUGUGCACCACAGGUGAAUACACCAAGGAGCAGCUCCCUAAGAUCGAUUACAUCUGCAGGAAGCAAAGAGCGUUGGCGUCGUUCCUGUUUGUCAUGUUGUUCCUAUGGGUCGCGACCUUUUCCCUAAGCAUUCUAAGAGUGGUCGAAAAAAUGAAUUCUGGUUCGCCCAGAUAA